AAAAUCCGUGAUCAAUAUCACGCAGUGGUUUAUAAAAAUGAUUGAGUGACCCGUUUUAGCUGAACUUUUGUGAAGUAUUUAUGUUGCCAGUACCCUUUUGAAUUUUGUAUUUCUUGUGAUAAACCGGAGCAUCUCUUUUUAAAUUUGUGUCUAUCUUGAAUAACUAAACAUUCCGCCUAAGCUCUAAGCUUAAUACUCAAUGGUUGAAAACAUAUGAGAUGUUGUGCUUUUGUAGAUAACAAGUUUAUCUACAUCAUCACAAAGUUUAUUGUAUCUCGAAACGCAUGCAUGUUGAAAAACACAAACAUUUCGCUUGCUAUCGACAUACAGCUUGUAAUCAUUCUGCAAAUAUUGAGCCAUUUAUAAUUGCACCGAAAAUAUUUGGGCCAUACAUCAAAGAUAAAAACUUCUCACGAUUCUCGAUACAAGAUCUUCAAGGCGUUGUCUUUUCAAUUUCUGUAUUGCUUCUCCCAGUGUCUGUCGUGUUUUUCGUCAGUGUCGAUAAAUCAUGGCUUACGAAUACCUUCCAAUAACAGAUCCGACUUGGAUCGAAACAAAAGAGCAGCUCAAUGUUAGUGAUUACAUUCAGGUGAGGCCAACAAACUGUGCGGAUGUUCCAAUUGGUAUCCCGAACUGGGAACCUCAACCUUGCUGUCUCUCGGAACUGUUCAAAAAUUGGGAACAGGAGCUCCGCACGUUCGAAGUAAAGUCGGAUGACGUUUGGGUGGCCUCGUACUCCAAAAAUGGAACCACCUGGACCCAGGAAAUGGUAUGGUUGAUUUGCAACGAUUUGGAUUUCGAAACGGCUCGCAAUACCCACCUCCGGCAGCGAUCGCCCUUUUUGGAAAUUUCAACUCUCCAUAAAGAUCGUGGAAAUGCAUUCGAGUUGUUAAAAAACAUGCCUGGUCCUCGAGUCAUCAAAACACAUCUUCCUGUGGGUCUUCUGCCUCCUCGAAUUUGGUCGGUGAAACCUAAAAUUGUUCACGUCAAACGAAAUCCCAAAUCGGUAGCCGUUUCCUACUUCCAUCACUCGAAAAUGACUCACUUCAAGGGUGAUUUGGACCAGUUCAUCCAAUUGUUGAAAAAAGAUCUUCAUUACUUUUCACCGUAUCAUUGCCAUGUGAUCGAGUACUACGAACUUCAAAACUAUGACAACAUUCUGUAUCUCUGCUACGAAGAUAUGAAACGGGAUCUACGAUCGUCAGUACUGAAAACUUGCAAGUUUUUCGGCAAAACUUAUACGGAUGAACAAAUCGAUAAACUUUGCCAGCAUUUGUCAUUCGAUUCGAUGAAAGCCAACGAUACGGUUAAUUAUAAGGACUUUGGAGGAGAAGGAAGGUUCAUGCGGCAGGGUACGGCUGAUGGUUGGAAAAGGGAACUAAACGAUCACCAGAUAGCCGAAAUUGAUCGUUGGACUGAAAGCGCUGUAGAAGAAAAGUAUCGUCACCUGUUCAAUGCAUAAUUUUAAUCUGUUUUUUUAGUGUGAUAAAGGAAAAAUUAAGAAGAACAUAAUAACUUCGAAGGUUUGGGUGUGUAUUUUUAAAUGUAGUGCAUGGUUUAUAUUGUAGAUUUUUCAUUCAGGAAUUCACUCCGAAAAAAUCCGUAGAUA
Uranotaenia lowii is the source of this 1609-nucleotide messenger RNA. Its product is annotated as luciferin sulfotransferase-like. Gene Ontology annotation, molecular function: sulfotransferase activity. Gene Ontology annotation, cellular component: cytoplasm. The transcript has 3 exons. NCBI's taxonomy places the organism in Eukaryota, Metazoa, Arthropoda, Insecta, Diptera, Culicidae. The coding region runs from base 509 to 1462 and encodes 317 amino acids. The record is from RefSeq and is a predicted model, not a curated record. Gene Ontology annotation, biological process: sulfation.